GGGAGCGGAUCGGCAACCAGGAAGUCUUUGCUCGGCGCGAAGGAGGGAGGAGGGAGGGAGCGCCUAGAGGAGGAGGAGGAGGAGGAGGAGGAGGAAGAAGAAGAAGCUCCCGCGAAGAGAAAGCAAAAGCCGAGCGGGCGCCGCUGCUCCUGCCUCUCUCUGCUCUUGCUCCUGCCUGCCUGGUCGCCAUGGCCCAGGAAAACGGCGAGGAUGGCUCCUCCUGGAAGAAGCCCGCCGAGGACAUCAACCAGAUCUUCGAGUUCAAGGAGACCUUGGGGACAGGUGCAUUUUCUGAAGUUGUUUUGGCUGAGCACAGAACUACUGGAAAACUAUUUGCUGUCAAGUGCAUACCAAAGAAAGCCCUGAAAGGGAAGGAAAGCAGCAUAGAGAAUGAAAUUGCAGUUCUCAGAAAGAUCAAACAUGAAAAUAUUGUUGCACUGGAAGAUAUCUAUGAGAGUCCAAACCACUUAUACCUGGUCAUGCAACUAGUAUCAGGAGGUGAACUGUUUGACCGCAUCGUGGAGAAAGGAUUUUACACUGAGAAAGAUGCAAGCACUCUGAUACGACAAGUUUUGGAUGCUGUGUACUAUUUGCACAGAAUGGGCAUUGUACACAGAGAUCUUAAGCCUGAAAACUUGUUAUACUACAGCCAGGAUGAAGAAUCUAAGAUCAUGAUUAGUGAUUUUGGACUGUCAAAAAUGGAAGGUAAAGGAGACGUCAUGUCUACUGCUUGUGGCACACCUGGAUAUGUUGCUCCAGAAGUGCUUGCACAGAAACCCUACAGCAAAGCUGUAGACUGUUGGUCCAUUGGAGUUAUUGCAUAUAUUCUUCUCUGUGGGUAUCCUCCCUUCUACGAUGAAAAUGACUCCAAGCUUUUUGAGCAAAUCCUUAAGGCAGAAUAUGAGUUUGAUUCUCCAUAUUGGGAUGAUAUCUCUGACUCUGCUAAAGAUUUUAUCCGGAAUUUGAUGGAGAAAGAUCCUAAUAAAAGAUAUACAUGUGAACAGGCAGUCCGACAUCCAUGGAUUGCUGGGGACACCGCACUCAGUAAAAAUAUCCAUGAAUCCGUCAGUGCUCAGAUUCGCAAGAACUUUGCUAAAAGCAAAUGGAGACAAGCCUUUAAUGCCACCGCAGUGGUGAGACACAUGAGAAGGUUACAUCUCGGCAGUAGUUUGGACAGUUCAAGUGUAAACAUGUCAAGCUCCCGCAGUCCAGCCAGCCCUCUACCUGAUGGAACAGCCAGGAAAGAUUGUAUGGCACCAUCCACUCUUUGUAGUUUUGCAUCAUCCGCUUCACCUGGAAUUUCUCCUGUUGGAGAGAGGAGACCGAGGCCAACUACAGUAACAACAGUGCAUACAGGAAGCAAGUGAGCCAGACCUUCCCCUGCAUAUCUCCCCUCAAAAGAAGUCAGAGAUGGGGGAAAUGCCAAGGUGGGCAAGAAGGCAAGCAGGCAGACCUUCUCCUGGGGUGACCUCAUCCUGCAUUGAAAACUUGGCAAAGGACCAGAAGGAAAGACUUUUUUUUUAACGGCCAUAUUUUAUACUGCAAUUCUGAAAUGUCGCAUUUAUCGCAAACUGCAGUGACUCUGGGAGUUUGGGGAGGGAAAGGGCUGUAGGUCAGACCUAACAGUGUCUGGUGCUGGGGCAGCAAAUCUGGGAAUGUUCUACCUAAUGGACCUUCAUGUUGAUUCCUCAAUGAUCUUCUCUGUUUUCAACAUAGGUAACAGUACCUGCUUUUUUCCAUUACCGGAAGAUUUCAACUGGAUUAUUUAACUAGAACUAAUUUCCAAGCAUUAUUUCUUCUUCUUUUUUCUUCAUUGUUCUGUCUGUGUUGGUUUUGUUCAGGGUAGAGAGUACAUAGAAUUUUGCAUUAAUCUUUCAAAUCAAGACAUCGUCCCUAAUGUUGGAUCGCAAACUUGUCCAAAUCUUGUAGUAAUUGUGAGAACUUGCUAAUUUUUUUCCUCCUCAAGGGUACAAGGAUUAGUUCUGCUUGGAUCUAAUGAGGAUUUGCUCAAUGUUGCCCUGGUACAGUAUCAAAGGCUGGCCACUGAGUAAGCAAGGACAAGGCAAUGGGACACAGUGGAGUGGAGCAAAUGGGAAAUCAUGGCUGAUGUUUUCUUUAGUCAGGAGUCUCUGAGGAUUUUGUUAAGUGCCACUCAUCUUCAUAUUACAUCCUCAGUCCACACCAAUAUCAUUUCUGCCACAUCAUCCUAAUGCCGUGAUGGUAAACCUAUGACAUGCAUGUCAGCACUGACAUGCAUGGCUAUUUUUGAUGACACGCAGACACAUGCAGCCGCAUACAAAGAAGUACACCUUAUAAGAACCAAUCUAAUUCCAUCCUUAAAUUUGUAAAAGGCUCUACAAAUUUAACAUCUGCACGUUUGAGCAUUGUUCACUCCAUAACUCAGCAUGGAUUAUACAUUUUUCUUAUUUAAAUUAUAAAUAUAGCAAAAUUAUGGGUUUUUUCUCGAAGUGACACCCCCACUCAAGUUAUGCUCAGGUUUUUGGCAAAUGUUGACACACCAAGAUCAAAAGAUUGCCCAUCACUGGCAAAGUAUUCUUUCACAAGAUUCUAGUAUAAACUGUGUAUAUUUAGCAGAGAAAGGGAAGCAACAUGUGUGAUAAUCUCAUGUCAGGUUACAGUUAUUUCUUUUUAUGAACCAGAAAUGGAAAUUGGGCAACUCACAAGUAGUCCUUUCAGGCAGGAAGGUCAGUGUCGGCCCUGAGAAACCCUAUCCACCCCUCAAAGAUCCUAGCUCCUCUCUUGCAAGAAAUGAUGCUGAGUAACAUGUUUAAAUGUCUAAAAAGGCUUUGAAAUGCUGCACAACAGCACCUCUGGUCAAAUAGUAACAACAGGAGCACUCCAGAGCUCCAGAGGGGCUGGAAUGGAACCAUGCUGCCUGCUAGACUCCAACUGUUUCCAUCCCUGCCCUAUACUUGUGCACAUGGGGAUGUGAUAUAGCUCUCAUUGAGCCCAUUUGAAUCAGUUUGGUGAGCAGGAGUCAUCUUACAAUAUUUUGUUUGAAUAUAUUCAUGUGAUCAUACUGACUUCAUGAUAUGGAAACUGGUCUUGUGAGUGCUCUAACAUGUUUGUGACAGUUCUGUCAAUGGGUUGUUGUAGGUUUUUCCGGGCUAUAUGGCCAUGUUCUGGAGGCAAUUUUUCUCCUGACGUUUCGCCUGCAUCUAUGGCAAGCAUCCUCAGAGGUAAUGAGGUCCUC
Molecule: messenger RNA, 3214 nt
Organism: Anolis sagrei ordinatus
Lineage: Eukaryota; Metazoa; Chordata; Lepidosauria; Squamata; Anolidae
Gene: CAMK1D
Product: calcium/calmodulin dependent protein kinase ID
Biological process (GO): peptidyl-serine phosphorylation
Cellular component (GO): cytoplasm; intracellular anatomical structure
Molecular function (GO): calcium/calmodulin-dependent protein kinase activity; calmodulin binding; ATP binding
Source: RefSeq, a predicted model, not a curated record